AUGAGGCAUAUUUUCUCUGCUUUACUUGGACUGGCAGCUCUCGGAGCUGCUAGUGCUACUCUUCAUGCUGCUGCCCAUCAAUCUCCCGUAAUCAACACCACCUAUGGCGAUGUCCGAGGUGCUCCAUCUUCUUUCCGUGGGGGAAGCACGGCAACUGUCUACAAAGGCAUUCCUUUUGCUGCUCCACCAACGGGAUCCAACCGCUGGAAAGCCCCAAAGAAGCCAAGGUCAUGGAGUGGCGUGCUCAAUGCCACUGAAUUUGGUCCUCAAUGCGCCCAAACCAUCAGCGACGCAGGCAUUUUCUCCAGCGGCAAGAAUAUCACGAGCGAGGACUGUUUGUACUUAAACGUCUGGACGCCAACGUACAACGAUACUUCGGAAAUUACGACCAAGAAUCUUCCCGUGUUCCUCUGGAUCUACGGUGGCCGCUUCACAGGCGGUUCCGGAGACGUUAUCACCUAUGACGGAACGGGUCUAGCGUCAAAGGAUAUCAUCGUCGUGACUAUCAAUUACCGUCUCGGUCCCUUUGGCUUCUUCGCACAUCCAGAGCUUUCCGCUGAGUCUGGACGCAACACCUCCGGGAACUACGGUAUCUUGGACCAGCAAGCAGCGCUUCGAUGGGUUCAUGAGAAUAUCCGGAACUUCGGUGGAAACCCCGAUCAGGUUACUGUUGGUGGUCAGUCAGCUGGCUCUGCAAGUGCUUUGGAUGCUAUGUGGAGUCCUCUAGUCAAGGGCCUUGCUCAUGGCGUCAUUGCGGAAAGUGGUGCUCGUGGACCACAUGACCCUGUCACGGGCAGCGCAGCGACUAGUUAUCGGAGCAAGGAAGCGGCAGAGUCUCAUGGAGUGAGGUUCCUCGAGGAACUGAAUGUCUCUUCCAUCGCGCAGUUGCGGAACGUCUCUAUGGAAACUCUGCUCGAGUACGAUUCGCUGAGUGACACGAUCUUCGAAAACACCCAGUUUGAAAACCUGACAUCCGCAUUCAUGGAACCUCCCAUGUGGCGUCCCAACCUCGACGGCUAUGUUUUCCCGCACACCUAUGGUGAAGCCCUUCGUCUGAAUGGCCAUUCUGAUAUCCCAAUUCUCACAGGCAACAAUAAGGAUGAAUCCGGUGCCAGUCCCGACACGAGCUACAACGUUUCGACAUACCACACGCUUUAUCAGGAACUCUUCGGUGAUUUCGCAGACGAGUUCUUCCAGCUUUAUCCCGCGAACAACAGCACCCAAGCCAGCGAGAACAGUAACGAGUUCUUCCGCGACCUCAGCAGAGUCGGAACCUGGCGCUGGGCAGUCGACUGGGCGGCUGGCGGUGCAAAGAGCAACGUCUAUACGUACUAUUUCACUCGCGCGCCUGCUGAGAACCGCGAUAAAGGGGCAUACCAUGGCUCUGAGAUUUGGUACACGUUCAACAACAUCCCGUACUCUGAUUACUCGAACGUCACUUGGUAUGACUAUGACUUUGUUGUUGAGGGUCGGAUGUCUGAGUACUGGGCCAACUUUAUCCGCAAGGGUGACCCCAAUGGUGAUGGGCUGCCCAGGUUUGUCAAGACGACAAACCAAACGAAGGAGACGAUGUGGUUGGGCAACUCUUGGGGAGCUGGUCCUCUUUCUAUUCAGGAUAAGCGUAUUGACUUUAUUGAGCGUUGGUAUGCUACUUUGAAGGAAUGGUGA
Aspergillus chevalieri is the source of this 1668-nucleotide messenger RNA. Its product is annotated as carboxylesterase/lipase family protein. Lineage: Eukaryota; Fungi; Ascomycota; Eurotiomycetes; Eurotiales; Aspergillaceae. The record is from RefSeq and is a predicted model, not a curated record. The transcript has a single exon. The coding region runs from base 1 to 1668 and encodes 555 amino acids.